This is a messenger RNA of Cannabis sativa, 3155 nucleotides long. Its product is annotated as lipoxygenase 2, chloroplastic. Bases 211 to 2991 code for a protein of 926 amino acids. The transcript is spliced from 9 exons. Gene Ontology annotation, biological process: lipid oxidation. Gene Ontology annotation, molecular function: protein binding; oxidoreductase activity, acting on single donors with incorporation of molecular oxygen, incorporation of two atoms of oxygen; metal ion binding. The record is from RefSeq and is a predicted model, not a curated record. Lineage: Eukaryota; Viridiplantae; Streptophyta; Magnoliopsida; Rosales; Cannabaceae.
UCUAAUAAUUUCAUUUGUUAUUUCUUUAUCUAUUAUAACUCAUCCACACCUACCUUUAUAUAUAUAUAUAUAUAGAGAGAGAGGUACAUACAUAUAACAUAACCACAUCAAUUGCAACCAAUCUUGAUCUAGAGAGAAAAAGAGAGAAAAUAUAUCUAUAUAUAUAUACACACCCAAUUAAUUAGUUUGUACUAAUUAAUCAAAACAAAAAUGUUGAAGCCUCAUGUUCAAGUUACUAGUGGCCAAACUAGUGUUGUUCUAAACAAACCAUUCAUCCAUGGAAAUUAUCAUUUUCAAUCUCCAUUUUCAUUGUUAGUGCCCUCUAAACACACUAACAAAAAUAAUGUUGGUGUUUCAAUUUCUCAUCGUGGCAAAGGCAAUAAUAUUAUCAAAGCUAGUUUACUUGGCCGAUUGGUAUCAAGUAAAGACAAAACAGCCACUGAAAGAGUUACAGUUAAUGUUGCGGUACAACGUGAAACAGCUCCAUUAAUUGAGAAACCCCAGAGUUUGAGGGAUAAAACUAAUGAUUUUCUUGGUGUAGCAAAUUUCAGUGUUGAGCUCAUUAGUGCUCAAAAAGAUCCUGAAACUGGAAAGCAAAGAAAGAUGAAAUGUUUCCCAGAAUCAAAAAAAGGUGGGAAAAAGGACAAGGUGAUGAACUAUGAAGCAAAGGUUGAUAUUCCAAAGGAUUUUGGUGAUGUUGGUGCUGUUAUUAUUGAAAAUGAUUUCGAAAGAGAGAUUUACAUGAAAACUAUUUCACUCCAUUACCACUCUUCCGACGAUAAGUUUGUUAAUUUCUCCUGUGAAUCAUGGGUUCAAUCCAAGCGCGAUGUCCCCCGCGAUCAACAAUUGAGGCUCUUUUUCUCCGACAAGUCAUAUUUACCAUCACAAACACCAAGUGGGCUAAAGGAAUUGAGAAAUGAAGAACUGAAAAGAUUGAGAGGAAAUGGGAAAGGAGAGAGAAAGGAGUAUGAGAGAGUUUAUGAUUAUGAUGUGUACAAUGAUCUUGGUGAUCCUGAUAAAACCUCAGACCUCACUAGACCAGUUCUUGGUGGUUCCCAACGUCCUUAUCCAAGACGUUGCAGGACUGGUCGUCCUCCAGCUAAAACUGACUUAUCAUCGGAGUCAAGGAGUGAUAAGGCGUUCUAUGUUCCUCGAGAUGAAACAUUUGCUGAAGUGAAACAAAGUGAUUUCGGGUCGAGGAGAAUGCAAUUAGCGUUAAAAACCCUACUUCCAUUCUUAGAAAACAACAUGUUCGAUGAAAAAUUCCCGAAUUUCACAGAUAUUGACAAGAUGUUCAAAGAAGGCUACGAAAUUACUGAUAAAUCAAUUUCGGGAGAUAAGUCACUCAAAGAAAUGUUGUUGUUACAUGUUGGAACUAAACUCCACUCAUCUGUUUUGGUUGCUGAGAGCCUUGUUGAUAAUGUCAUCAAGUUUAAACAACCACCCACUGCUGAUAUGGACAAGUUCUUUUGGUUUAGAGAUGAAGAAUUUGCUAGACAAACUAUUGCUGGUCUCAACCCUUGUUGUCUUCAAUUAGUGACGGAAUGGCCACUAAAGAGUGAACUCGACCCUUCUAUUUAUGGUCCCCAAGAAUCAAAAAUCACUACAGAAAUCGUUGAACAACAACUUAAAGCUUAUGACUAUACACUGCUCGAUGCUAGAAGAGAGAAGAAGUUGUACUUAUUAGAUUACCAUGAUGUGUUACUACCAUAUGUGAGUAAAGUAAGGAAAUUGGAAAAAAGAACACUCUAUGGAUCAAGAACCUUAUUUUUCUUAACUCCAUAUGGGACAUUAAUGCCUAUGGCUAUUGAGUUAACUAGGCCACCCAUGGAUGGUAAGCCACAAUGGAAGGAAGUCUAUACCCCAAAUAGUAAUUGGCAUUCUACUGAUAUUUGGCUUUGGAAACUUGCAAAAGCUCAUGUCCUUGCUCAUGAUGCCGGUGUUCACCAACUCGUUAGUCAUUGGCUAAGGACACAUUGUUGUGUUGAACCUUAUGUGAUUGCAACAAAUAGACAACUUAGUGCGAUGCACCCGAUCAACAGAUUGUUGCAACCGCAUUUGAGGUAUACGAUGGAGAUUAAUGCUCUUGCUCGAAAUACUUUGAUUAACGCAGGCGGUGUUAUUGAAAGUACUUUUGCACCUGGAAAAUAUUGUCUUGAGCUUAGUUCUGUUAUCUAUGAUAAGCAAUGGAGAUUCGAUCUACAAGGCUUACCUGCUGACCUAGUCCACAGAGGUAUGGCAGUUGAGGAUGAGACAUGUGAGCAUGGUCUAAGACUAACAAUCGAUGACUACCCUUACGCCAACGAUGGUCUCCUAAUAUGGGACGCCAUUAAAGAAUGGGUUACUGAGUAUGUUAAACAUUACUAUGCCAACUCAAGCGAGGUUGAGAGUGAUGAGGAGCUACAAGAAUGGUGGAAGGAGAUCCGAACAGUCGGUCAUGCUGAUAAGAAGGAGGGUUGGCCUGACCUAAAGACACGUGAAGACCUCAUAGAUAUUGUGACAAACAUAGCAUGGAUCGCAUCUGGUCACCAUGCUGCUGUCAACUUUGGACAAUAUGCUUUUUCAGCCUAUUUCCCAAACCGACCUUCGCUCACAAGAACCAACAUGCCUUCAGAAGAAAAAGAAUCAAAACCCGAGGUUUGGAAAGCCUUUAAGGCGAAUCCAGAAGACACAAUUCUUAAGUGCUUCCCUUCACAGCUUCAAGCAGCAAAGAAUAUGGCUGCAUUAGACUUGUUGUCUACUCAUGCGAGCGAUGAGGAAUAUUUAGGGCAUCAUGUUGAGUCUGCUUGGAAGGAAGAUUCUAAGAUCUUAGACUCAUUUAAGAAAUUCCAACAAAGGAUUAAGCAAAUUGAAGAUAUUAUUGAUGAGAGGAAUGAUGAUGAGAAUCUUAAGAAUAGACAUGGAGCUGGGAUUUUGCCUUAUGAGUUUCUUAAGCCAUUUUCAGAGGAAGGUAUCACAAACAAGGGUGUCCCAUACAGCAUUUCCAUUUAAAAGAAGUGCCAUAAAUAUUAUGAAAGCAAUAAGUGCAAUAAAUAACAAACUAUUUUAAAUAAUGGCUAGCUAGCUAUAGCUAUUUAGCCAAUUGGUUGUAACUCUUAUUUUCAUGAACAUUUCAUGAUAUGUAUGGGAAAUAACAAAACAUGAAUUAUCACAAA